Strigops habroptila (Kakapo) is the source of this 483-nucleotide messenger RNA. RefSeq names its product ghrelin and obestatin prepropeptide (gene GHRL). Lineage: Eukaryota; Metazoa; Chordata; Aves; Psittaciformes; Psittacidae. Gene Ontology annotation, biological process: positive regulation of growth hormone secretion; gastric acid secretion; regulation of response to food. Gene Ontology annotation, cellular component: extracellular region. The record is from RefSeq and is a predicted model, not a curated record. Gene Ontology annotation, molecular function: growth hormone-releasing hormone activity; ghrelin receptor binding.
AUGGUGGUGCCCAUCACCCUGCGCCUGGGGCGUCAGUGGGAGCAGGAGGGACAGAGCUGGUGGCAGCUGCUCCUGGCACUUAGUAUGUGCCCAGCUACUGUUGAAGGGGGAAAUGUGGUGCCCUCAAAACGUGGGUUUGACACCUGCCUCAGGAAGAUAAUCACUUUUCUCAGAGGUACUCUGCUGGGAAUUAUUCUUUGCAGCAUCCUGUGGGCAGAAACUACUCUGCCUCGAUAUUCUUUUGCUUGUUUUCCAGCAACAAAAGGAUCCAAAAAACCCACAGCACAACUACAUAGUUGAGGCACAUAAGGCUUUUGGGAUACAGAUGAAGCAGGGGCAGAUGACAGCAGUAACAGUAUUGAAAUUGAGUUUAAUGUUCCCUUUGAAAUCGGUGGCAAGAUAACAGAAGAAAGUUACGAAUAUCGCAAAUACGGACAAGCGCUGGAGAAGAUGCUAGGGGACGUGUUUGAAGAGAAUGCUUAA